UUUAACUACAUUCUUAGAUUAGCCUUAAGCAGCCGUGAUGAUUGAAAGAAUCAUACCUCUAGACAGCGGAAUUUCAUGGCAAGAAACAGAAUCUCUGCAGCGACUACAUUAUGUUUUUCUUCAUUAACUACUCACUGCCCUCCACGUUACACAACCAAAUGCGUUUUCUCGACAACCAAGGCGACAUAUUCUACCGUCAGCAGAACACAUAUGCUAGUAUUAACGCUUACUGUUUAGAAAAUUGCGAGAGAUUGUUUUGCUGCUGAGGGAUUAUAGGCCGAUGUCUAUUUCCGAUAUCUAGCUAUUUCCGAUAAAUAGCUAUAGGCUGAUAUCUAGGCCGAUAUAGCUAUUUCAGUAAGAAUUUAUUUCAUUACUUUAACCCUAAGGUUACGGUGCCAGAGUAAACAUUAGGUACUGUAAUUUACUGCUCCGUGAUAGUACGGCUAUUAUAAUUCUACUAUAAUGCGAAAUAAUACUGCGGUAAGCAAAAGAGCAUACUAACCGUAAGUCGCAGUAUCUUUUGCCACAUGGAUUUUCCAGAACCGAGUAAGAGGAAACAAGAAGAUGGAUCUUAUCUCAAAGUGUACUAGCAGGUAGUAUUUGAUAGCAUGAAAAGGGAAAUGGGCCUUGCUGAUGUAGCAGCCAGCGUGUCAGUGAAAAAAAUAAAUAAUAAAAAGCAAUACAAUACUAAGCGGAACGCAGUGACACUUGUUCGACAACCUUAGCACCUUCAUGGACGUCGCUUAGACAAAGAAAUGAUCUUAACAUUCAGAACUGCGAUAUCGCAAAAAAAAAAAAAAACACUACUUGUGUUGGGUCAAGAAUCGGACGUAGCUAGAAAAACAAAUGUUCAGACGUGAAAGAAAAACCCUAGUUAAAAAUGUUGCUAAAAUAAGGCGGAAAAGUAAAAUAAUGUUUUGAGCUGAGAAUUAUGAUCUAAGAAGGGAUAGUCUUGAAUCAAAAAGAAAUGUCUCAACGCAUGUGCAGAGAACUGAAUCCAAUGCCUGCUGCCAGAUACAAAAUAUAAGGCAUAGCAAGAUUCAAUCCAAUACGCCAAAAUGGCACUUUUAAAGUAAUUUUCUUUAAUGAUGAGAAACGAUGACACAACGAGAAGUGAUACACGGUCUGAUCAUCACCAUAUGAUGGACGCAAAGGGGAGGGCGUCAGGGGGCCCUGUGAAGCUUACUGAAAAGGAGUUCAAUUCUCAGAGUGCAGCAGAAAUCUUAUUUCCUCCUCCCCCCCUCCCCUUCUGGAGUUGUGUGGGUGGUAGUAUGGCUCAACACCGACCGCUUCUUAAUCUUAACCGCGCACAGCAUCACCCGGCUGCGACGCGGUGUCUAAUUCGCCGGCUUAUAAUCGAGGGUUGCGCGCUAAGCGAAACCCACAGGUCCGCGAAGCACGUCUCGCCGCGUCGCGGGGCAGAAUGAAGGACAGGAGAGAAACCUGCCGCGGGAAGGAGGCCGUGGGUAUACCGGUUCCGAGCGAGCCGAAACGUCGUCGGCCGGGUUGCGUUCUCUCUGCCCUUCUCUCUGCGCACGUCCCUCUCCCCUCGCGAAGGCUUGCCCGAGCAGUGGAACAAACCGGGUGGAAUGUAGGCCAGCGACGUUGCCCGCGUCUGCUAGACUGUGCACCCGCCCUGCCCUGCCCGUCGUGCCCGGCUCGCUCGCUCGCGAGCAGUGAAAGCGCGGAUAGCCGAAUAUUUGCGCCCCGAGGUGGGUGUUCUGCCGCGCGCCUAAUCGUCGCUUUCGUCCGUGGAUAAGAAGAGCCAGCGGUGUGUUGUGUUCCGGUGAGUGAUGCGAGCCGACAACGUGCGCGCUAGUGGCGACGUCGCGCGAAAAGAUGGAGUGUGAGCGUGUCAGUGCGGGAAGCAACGAAGCUAGCUGCGGCGGCGCCAUACUCUCUUCGAGGUCUCCGCUUGUGCAGUGCGCGCGCCAGUGCCAACGAUGACGGCGGUCGGCGGAUUGAGCGUGACGGCCGUCCUCGCGACGGCGGCGAGCCUACUGCUGAGCAGGGUGACAUGCGAAGACACUCACGAGGGCCUCUACAUCGGCAAGAUCAACACGUACGCGCAUCAGGUGUCCGGUCACGUGUACGCCAUCGACGAGUACACGAUCCUCAUCAAGAACUUCUUCUACGACGGCCUGGGUCAGGACGCGUUCUUCUGGGCCGGAUCCAGCGUGCGUCCCAGCAACGUCGGUUUCAUCGUUCCAGAUGAAGAAGGCAAGACAAACAAGCUGCAGCCGUACACCGACAAGGACAUAUAUCUGCAGCUUCCCAACCGGCGUAAGAUUACCAGCAUCCGCUGGUUCGCCGUCUGGAACCUGCGGGAGCACGCGAACUACGGCGACAUCUUCUUUCCCGAGGGCUUCGAGCCGCCCUCCCCGAGGCGGAUAUCGGAGUUCUCCCGGCGCGGCGCCGGCGUGCGUUCCGGCACCGUCGUGAUAGUGGAUUCGAAGACCAUCCAAAUCCCGGACUUUUACUUCAGCGGAAACGUCUCCGACACCUACUUCUGGGUCGGCCUCGGACCGCAACCGAACAGCGCUGGCCAGAAGGUCCCGGACGAGAAAGGGUACCUGGAACCGCUCGGCCGCUACGAGGACAAGACCAUCGAGCUGACGCUGCCCGGAAAGAUGACCGUCUUUGACAUCGAUUGGCUGAGCGUGUGGAACACGGAACUGAACGACAACUACGGAUCGGUGAUUGUGCCGCACGGCCAGGACAUCCCGCCUUCGCAGCUGGGAUCGAUGGAGCACGAGUCUCGCCUGCCCAACUGCGAGCAGCUACACGCGAUCCUGCAGGUCCGCUGGGAGAUCCAGGGCCGCAGCAUCACGCUCCAGCUCACGGGGCAGAUCGAGGAGGACGAGUACAUCGCCUUCGGCAUCAGCGGCGCUGCCAACUCUUCGAAGAUGGUGGGCGCGGAUGUAGCGGUCUGCUACAUCGACGGUCACUACGCCAACGCCGUCGACUACAACAUAUCGGACAGGUUCCCGUGUUCUAACGUGCUGGGCCGCUACCGGGGCGUCUGCCCCGACUUGAAGGUCGAAGGCAAGGAGAGCUACCAGAUCCUGACUUUUACGCGCAAGGACGGGCUCACGAGCUUCGUCUAUCGGCGGACGCUUCUCAACCCGGACGAUGACGGAGACCAGAUUUUCAACGCCGACGGCGACACCUACCUUGUCUGGGCCAUCGGCAAGUACAACGAGUACAAGGAACCUUCGUUCCACCACAUGUUCCCGAGGGGCAACCUGAAGAUCAACUUCGGCAGGAAGGAGGCCACCGACAACUGCUUCGAGUUCAUCACGGGUCAGAAACGCAAGAAGCCCGAUCCCUGGCCCACGUUCCGCAUCCGGGACAAAGCGGUGGACACGUUCGUCGCCAGGAUCGGGCCGGCCGGUUUGUGGAAGGGCUACAUGGGCAUCACGGGCCGCAGCAGUCCCGGCGAGAGCUGGUACAUGAACGGCGUGCUCGUGCCCGAGAUUCACGUGCAGCGGGGCCACGCGUACACGUUCCGCGUGGAAGGGGGCAACAACCCGCACAACGCGCGGUACUACCACCCGCUGUACAUCACCGACAGCCCCGCCGGCGGCUACGCGAGGCUCACCGAGCAGGAGCGGCAGGGGGUCAAGAUCUACGCCGGCGUCCAGUUCGACCGCCGGGGCCGGCCGCAGCCGAGCGCGGCGGGCCGGCUCUGCGCCUGGCUCUACAACACGUCGGAGCCCCGGCAGGCGGACGAGUUCGCCAGCUUCCCCAAGUUCCGGAACACGAUGCGCCUGCAGUGCGACGACGGCCAACCGGCGGUGCUGUCGUGGAUGCCCAACGACAGCACGCCGGACGUGGUCUACUACCAGAGCUACACGACGCCCAACGUGGGCUGGAAGAUCGUCGUCGUGGACGAGAUAGUCUCGGGCAGUGGGGCCGUCUCGUGGCAACGGGUGUCGCCGAGUGCCGCCGCCGUGCUGGCCACGCUGCUGACAGCGUUGAGCGUGAUAGUGUGCGCUUAUUAAUUUACAGACGCCGCCGUCUCGUCGGCCGAUCGAAGUGGUGGUGAUAAUAUUUAAGAAAUCGUCCAAAGUACUUAAACGCUUUCCCCGCAAGGGACUCGAGUUUCAGUUUCGAGAUUUAAUCGUUCCGUUAAAAAAGGAUUUAGUGCCGGUUGCCGUUUAUUCGCGGCGGCGACGCGCCAGAUUCGCCAAGAGCGCCUCGAACGCUCGGUAGAACGGUAUACGCUCGGUAGAACGUAUAGCUGCUAUGAAGAGGAGCGCACUUUGACAUGCAUGCUCAGGCAAGUACAGACGCUCGUCCCGUCUGUACUUCCUGUAGAUGGGUUAAUUUGUGACCGUAUUCCAAUAGUAGAUGUGCUAAGCAAUCGAAAAGGAUCACUUGAAAGCUCAUGGACACGGUGGGGAACGGGAAGAGUGCUGUAUUAAAAUGGCGCCUUCGUCGAGUCUGCCAAGCUCUAAUAUCGGGUCUAGUCUCGUGAGAUAGGUGUGGCGAGCGCGCCUUUGCCAAAGUAUCACCCGCGCACGUGAGUUCACGAAAAAGCCCAAUGAUGAUGUUGGUGAUGAUGCAUGGUGACGUCCCUCAGGUGCUAAUACUUUUUCUUUUUUUUUCUGUAGUCGUGAGUGGCAUACCCUUCUGCGAACAUAAUGCCAUCCACUCAUCUAAGGGAGAGAAUGUUGUUCCCAUAAUAAGCGAGAGGAGAAUCUUGUUUCAAUACUCAUUGUCAUGAAUUCUCGCAAACGCCGACGAAGCACGCUCCCUUUGUGCCCAGCUGUUGGCGCAAAGUUAGGUGCAAGCGAAGCUAUGAAAAGCACUAGUUCUAGGAAAAGGCAUUCUUCUUAUUUUUAGUCUAUGAUGGUAGGUCAUCAACGUAAGCAUGUGAUUGGUACUUUCCGCUACGUUCUAUACAUGUGUCACCUUUGUUCAUGUGUGUGCAACAUGGUCGCAAUUAUAACAUGACCGGAAUAUUGAAAAAUUGACCCUUUAGGGGUAGGCACUGACGUCAUCGAGUUAGUCAUAUUAUGGUACAGCCAGCACGGUGAAAAUCUGCGCGUUAUCUCGAUCCACUUGUCUUGAGCAGCUAAGUGGAAGCUGUGAAUAGGACUAGAAGAUGGCGUACAUUACGUCAUGCGAAUAUUCCCCAUAUUAAGGAAACAUAUCUACCUGGCAUAGUCCCGGGACCGGUCAGCACUUAUGUGAUAACGAAAGAGAGAUAUAGAGAGAGGCAUAAGGGGACAUUCCUUAGCAAUGAUCACACACUGCAAUGGCUAAGCCAUGAGAAAAGCACAAGUUCUGCUAGAGCACAUAAAAUACGUAAAUGGACUACAGUAACAAAAUUAAAUUAAUAAAUAUCGCACUACAGCAUGAUACUAAGGUUAUAUUUGCGUACCUAAUAGCUAUUACAUUUUCAUAACUUCUUUAAACACUUCGCCUCUUGGGCCAGGUUCAGAAUAAACGGUAACAUAAUCAGAAACACUACGGUGAAACUGUGUCAGAACCGCAUUGCGUUUUAAUGCAAAGAGAGACAAAAUGUACAGCUCUAAAUAAAAUUAACUUUGCGAACGUGCGUUCUACAAACCAGUAUUUAAAAGCCGCCAUUUUGGAGCGGAUUUGUUUACGAAUAAAGCAAGUUAAGGUCGUAUCAAAUGGGCAAAGUGAAGUAUUUUACUCCCCAUGAAAUAAUCCAAACAGCGAUCCUCUAGUUGCUGCCCAAAAAAUACUUCUAAAUUCCAUGUUCCUUCGGCUAGAAUACACGCAGCGAAGUAAAGCGCCACACAAAAGUAAAGGCAGUGCUGUUAACGGAGCUGAAGUGAAUCACAGUCACCGAACAAUUAUGAAGAACUUGAACGGGGCUGUGUAAUACAGCGAUAUGUUAGGCCACCGGACGAGAAAAUGUUUAUAUUUAUAUCGCAGACCUAAAGAUUUUGAGAGGAACGGACGGUAAGGCCACCGCAUGUGCAUUACCAUUGAGAUUUUCAUCAACAACAAAGUGCAAGGAACUUCUGUAACGAGGCGUACUCACUGAGUUGUCUCAGUAUCGCAGGUUCGAGCUCGUAUAAUUGUUUUGCUCUUUUCUAGGUACACAAUAUACACCGUUUUUUCAUUAAUACACGCAGAUAGCUGCGUGAGCCAGGCCUUACGUUCUGUUCCCAAACCGACUUUUGUUUUUAUGCCGCGAAGCAUGUUUGUGCAAUAUCUAUGUUAAAUGGCUUUCUGUGUAAACUAAAUGCUAAAGGACUGUUAAAAAAGGCGUUUUCGCUUGUCAUAGCAAUUCAAUAGUACUGUGCGCCUGCUUUGAGAGUGUGAAUUUUAGAGGGCGAGAAAAAAAAGAAAAGACUGGCCGAUAGCCGAGAAAGCGAUGCCAGCGUGUGUGGGCAACAUUGUGCUACCGACUCGGCUUCGAGGGAGAAAUUACCAGACGUCCUUAGAGAGGAACUGUUGAAGUGACGAAUGCUGGUAUUGUUGUUAAUUUUACAGGCGAAACAAAUGCUUUUAUUGACUUGGCGACUCCAACGCAGCUUCAAGGCUGUAUUGUUAUUUAAGAACACAACUUCUAAUAAACAUUCAUGUUUUUUCUCA
Molecule: messenger RNA, 6579 nt
Organism: Dermacentor andersoni
Lineage: Eukaryota; Metazoa; Arthropoda; Arachnida; Ixodida; Ixodidae
Product: protein Skeletor, isoforms B/C-like
Source: RefSeq, a predicted model, not a curated record